AUGGAUGUUGUUCUCUUUGAAAGAACAAUGACAAAAUUAAUUACAAUAUUAAUAUUUUUUUUUUUAUUAUUUAAUGUUAUUAAAAGUUCUUCAACUGACCAAAAUUGCUUGAAUACUCUUAAAAAUCAAUUAAAUGUAAAAGAAUGUAUAAUUUGCCAAAAGGAAAAUUGCAUAAAUACAUUUGAAUCAUGUAUUUCUGGUGAUGAGGAAAAUUUAAGUGUAUUCUUAGACCAAAUUCCAAUUGAUAGAUUUGAUCCUACAUGUUUUAAAAAGGUCAAAGAAUUAACCAUAAAAAACUUGAAUUUUACAGAGUAUUUGGAUUCAUUCAAUGGUACAUCUAUUUCACUUAUUGAUUGUACUUAUGAUAAUUUAAAUUCAAUUAAGCAUAAUAAGAUAUAUUUAACACAUCUAAAUAUUACUAAUUUAAAAACACAAGAGAUUGGGGAUAUUGCUAUUAAUUUUAUUAAAACCUUAAUAGGAUUUAAAUCUAUUUCUUAUUUUUCAUUUACUUUCAGUAAUAUUAUCGGGGAUUUCUCUGAAUUCACGGCCGUGUUGGAAAAUUUAGAAAUUAAAAGUUUUGAAAUAAAUAAUAAUCAACUUGUUGGAACUAUUAAUUCAUCAUGGUGUAAUACCCUUUUAAAAAUUAAUAAUAACAAGUUAUCCGGUGAAUUACCAUCUUGUUUUACAUGUCAUAUUUAUAGUGAUUACGUUAAAAGUAUGAUUAUUACUGGAAAUAAAUUUACAAAUGAAAAUCCAAUAGCAGAUUGUAAAACUUUAAAACCAAACCUUUUUUAUAAUUCCACUAGUCGCGAACUGUAUCUCUAUGGUAAAGAUUUAGGUUUUAUAUCUGAUGAUAUUAAAAAUGAUAAAUAUACUUUCAAUUUAGAGAAACCUUCGAAAUUAUUUAUAGCAACUAAUGUAAAUGAAUCAGAUUUACCAAAAUAUUUAAAUAUUACCUUUUCAGGAGCAAAAAAAGAAUUUUCAUUAUCUACAACCAAAAUAGCACCAAUUGUAUCCUCGAUAACAAUUUCAGAAAUAUUAGAUUCAAUAACCUUUACUGGAACAAAUUUAAAUGAUCCACCACCAAUUUCAAUCUUGAUUGGUGAUAAAAAUUACACAGACCUAAAUUUUAAUUUUAAUCAAGUCCAAUGUAAAAUUCAAAGAUUAAGUUAUGAUGAUGAUUUUGUAAUCGUUAAAAUUAUUAAUGGAGAUGAUUUUUACAAAUUCAGUACUACUAUAUAUACAUAUAUAAACCAAAGCAUACAAGUUGAUUAUUGUUCAAAAGUUUGUAAAAAACUUGAUGAUGGUGUUUGCAUUAAAAUAAAAGAAUAUUGUGGUGGUGGAAAUAUAAUAUCAAAUUCUUGUACUUCUUCAACAGCAGGCGGUUGUAAUUGUUCAAAUGAUUUUCAAAAUUCUUUUUGUUCCUAUAUACCUUGUCCUAUGGAUUGUAAUUCUGAAUCUAACCAAGGUAUAUGUAAUUAUCAAACUGGUAAAUGUGAAUGCCUACCAUAUUACCAAGGUCUGGAUUGCUCUUUACCAAAUAAACCCUGUAAUACCAAUUGUAGUUUUGAUUCCGAUCAAGGUAAAUGUAAUACUCAAACUGGUAAUUGUGAAUGCUCACCAAAUUUCCAAGGUAAAAAUUGUGAAUUACCAUUAAAAUAUUGUUCAUCAGACUGUAGUGCACCAUUAAAUAAAGGUUUUUGUAAUGAUCAAACUGGUAUUUGUCAAUGUUUUCCAAAUUAUCAAGGUUCAGAUUGUUCUUUACCAUUAAAAGUUUGUACAUCAGAUUGUAGUUUCGAUUUAAAUCAAGGCUGGUGUAAUAAUCAAACUGGUACUUGUCAAUGUAAACCAAAUUAUCAAGGUUCGGAUUGUAAAACUCCAUCACAUUAUAUUACAUCAGUUAUUCCAUGUUCAAUUGAUGGUGGUGAAGUUUUAAUUAAUGGUUGGUUUGGUAAUAAUAAUGAUGGUACAAAUUUACUAUCAUCAUAUAAUAUUGUUAUAGGUAGUUUAGAUUGUAUUGUUACAUCAAUUAAUGAAACAGAAAUUAAAUGUAAUCUUGGAGCAGGUACCGGUACAAAAAAUAUUAAAAUUAUAAAUUCAAUUAAUCCAAAUGUAAUUUUCAAUGGUAAUGGAUUAUUUAAUUAUCAAAAUCCAAUUAAAACUUGUCCAAAUAGUUGUACAAGUUUAAAUAAUGGUAACUGUAAUUCAAAUACAGGUGAAUGUCAAUGUAAUGAUAAAUUUAGAGGUUUCGAUUGUAGUACACCAAUUAAAAUCAUUGAAAGUGCACCAUCAACAAAUACAUCAAUCAAUAAAGAAACAGGAGGUAUAGAACUUACCAAUCAAGAUACAAUAUAUGAAAUUUCAAUUAUAUCAUUAAAUGAAAUUUCAAUUGAUGGUUCAAUUAUAAAAUCAUAUCAAUUAAAAGACAAUUGGUCAAUUUAUAAUAUAAAUGAUGAAUCAACAACAAAAAGAACAACAACAACAAAAAGAACAACAACAACAACAACAACAACAACAACAACAACAACAACAACAACAACAGAUUUCAAUAAUAUAUUCAUGUUUUCACAAAAAUUAAUUAAUAAUACAUGUAAAAUUACUUAUACCAUAGAAGAGAUUAAAUUAAAAGAUAAGAACUUUACAUUUGGAACAACAACGUUUAAAGUUGAAAAAGAUUCAAUAAAAUUAUCAGUUUUAAUUCAAGAUUAUCAAUAUCAAAGUUCAUUAAAUACAUUACAAUUAAUAUUUUAUUCAGCAGUUGGAAAUGAUUCAAAUUCUAACAAUGAUGAUUGUAAUAAACAAGAUACAUCAAUUGAUACAUCAAAUGCAAAUAAUCAACAAAUUUCAAAUUAUAUUCAAAUUUCUAAAAAUUCAAAAACAUUAGUCGGUCGUUUCAUUAAUCAAGUCAUUGCAGAUUCAAGAUCAACUUUUAUGUCAAGUACAAUUAUUAAAGAUAAUGUAAAAUCAUCAUCAAUUAUGUUAGGAUUAAAUCUACCACAUUGUAAAGAAUGUUUAAUUGAUCCAGACUUUUCAGUUUUGGUUAGUCCAGAUUUUAAAGAAUCAUGUAAUGAAUCAACAAAUAAGAACAAAUGGUUUAUACCAGUCAUUGUCGUUGCACCUGUGGUAGGUUGUGCUGCAAUUCUUACUCUAUCUAUUGUUUUGUAUAGAAAGAACAAAUAUAACAUUAAAAUUGCUUCUGAAAAAUUAAAAUCUUUGAAAAGGAAAUAA
This is a messenger RNA of Dictyostelium discoideum AX4, 3228 nucleotides long. RefSeq lists its product as hypothetical. NCBI's taxonomy places the organism in Eukaryota, Evosea, Eumycetozoa, Dictyosteliales, Dictyosteliaceae. The record is from RefSeq and is a predicted model, not a curated record. Bases 1 to 3228 code for a protein of 1075 amino acids. The transcript is spliced from 4 exons.